AUGUCGCAACGGUUUAAAAAUAUUUACCAACAAAAAUAUCGUAAUUUCCAUAAUCAGCGACAUCAUCAACAAAAAAAAGUGAAAAGCAAUGAUGACUCAUCUCAAAAAAUUUCCACUGGAAUUUCAUUUUCUUCUUCAUUAACACUGUAUAAAGAGAAGGAAGAACAGCGGCAGCAGAAUACAGAUAAUGGAAUCAACAAUCAAAGCAAUGAUAUUCAUAAAGACCAUUUAAAAGACGUACAAGAAAGAGAAAUGACAAAUCGUAAUAAUUAUUAUAGCAACGAACACAGGCUGGAAGAACGUGAAAAAAGAGACACGAAGAGACAGAAUAACAAAGAAGCAGUGAGAAUGGAAUCGAAAAAUGUUCGAUUCAACACAUACACAGCAUCAGCCACAUUAACCAGCUCUGGUUCAUCAUCAUUGUUAUUAUCAUCUGCAUCUGACACAAACAUGAAAGAUCAUUUUGCGAACUCAAACGACUUGGAAAAACAAGAAAUAAAAGAAAAGUUGAUGCUUUUAGAGAAAACACACCGUACCAAGGAACAAGAAAUACGCAUUAAAAAACAAGAAUUAAUUUGUAAAAAAGAGAAAUUACUAAAGGAAGAAAAGCAAUUGAUGGCUAUGGAGGAUCAAUUGAUGUUGGACAAGGAGAUAUGGAUGGAUCUACAUGAUCGAUUUUCCAAGUUUGAACUGUCAGAGCACCAGAGAUUAAAUAAACAAAAUAAAGAAGAUGAAAAUGAUCACUCCAAGUCUACUAAUAAUAGUAUUAUAAACCGUUUUGAUGAUGAUAACAAUAGUGAUUCUAUUUCUGAUGAUAGUAGUACUAUAAGUGAUUUAUUUGAGGAAAGGAAAAAACGAAAAAGGAGAGAGAAAAAAUCGACUUCAUCACCAUCAACCUCGUUGAACAGAAAUAUUCACUCUGAUAAUAAAAAACCGAAAUAUUCUUCGCUUAAAAAUGCACGACCCCCACCAAAUUCUGUUGCCUCCGCUUCAAUUAUUAAUCACAAGCCAAAACAACUUACAACUACCACUCAGCAAUCCUACAAUCGUCCAACUCGUAGUUCCUCUGCGAAUUCUCAAACUCAAUCCACCGUUAUACUUCCUAAUUGGGCAUCAGAAAUGUUGGCUGAACUUGAUGAACCUUCGAAUAAUACUGGAGACUCACGAAACAUCAAUUCAAUCACAAAGAAAAGUCCCAACAAUAUUAAUGGUCCGCGAAGUUUCUCUAAUUCGAUCUCUACUAUUACGCCAUCUACUCGUAUUCCUGUAAAGACCAAUCGAAUGCUUACUAUUCCUACUCCUACUCUUGUAAAGACCAAUCCAAUUCUUACACCUACUCCUGUAAAAACAAAUCAAACUCUUACUAAACCUACCCCUGUAAAACCAAAUCAAACUCUUACUAAACCUACUCCUUUAAAGAUAAAUCCAAUUCUUACUACUACUCCUCCUGUAAAAACCAAUCCAAUCCUUGCUACUACUCCUCAUCAGCCUCAACCACUACCUCUUUUUCCUCUACCGCCACCUCUUUCUAUUCCUCGUACCGGUGAAAAACCUGUACUUGAUUCAAAGACAUCAUCACCAACAUCACCAACCAUUAAUAAAGAUUCAAAUAAAUCAUCACCAACAUCACCAACAUCACCAGCAAUCGAUAAAGAUUCAAAUAAAUCAUCACCAACAUCACCAACAUCACCAACAACUAAUAAAGACCCAGAUACAUCAUCAUCAAUAUUAACAGCAAAUAAUGAAUUAUCCAAUCCAAUUACACCCAAUGAAUCUACCCAAAGUUCUAACUCUCAAUAUGAAUCUUCUACUCCGAAACAAAUCUCUUUUGCAAAUUCUUCGUUGUCUUCGUUUUAUUCUUCACGUGAACAACCACCAUCACCUUUGACACCAUUACCUCCAUUGCCAUUAGAAACACCAGAGAAAAUGCCUUAUCGAAGAUUAAGUUGGACAAAUGUAUCAUGGAAAGAACUACAACAUGCUUGUAACGCAUAUAUAGAAACUAUUUCUCCAUGUGAUUUACUAGUAUCAGCGAAAUACACAUGGAAAACUUCAAUACCACAUGUUGAAAGUUUCCAUUUAACUAAAUUCAAAGAAUUUGUGGAAAAUAAAUAUCCUGGUUUACUCAAGGAUAUCCCGGAUCCCCAUAUUAUUAAAUUGUUUCAACGUUUCCACUUAUCUAAAAGAACAAUUAUUAACCGAAAAAAGAGAAUUGCAAAAAGUAAGGAAGUGUUGUUUUCUCAUUUAAAUCAUUUAAAUAAAUCAAAUAACGACGAUGUUAAUAAUUCGGAAGGCACUUCAAAAUCUGAAACCAUGGAAUCAAAUACUCAGAAAUCAAUCAAGCAAGCAGAUAAAUCAGAAGAUCUUAUUAUAAUAUCCGAUGAGGAGGAAAUUCUAAUCGAAUCGUCUUUUCCCGUCACUUCAGAUCGACAAAUACAAAAAAGACCAGACGAAAUGUUGGAUACUACAAAUAAAAAUACUAUGACGGGAGCAACUACAACAAUAUCAAGCGCUUCACUUUUAUUCGAGGAAGAGGAUGAAACACUUGAUGGAGGCUGGGAUUUUGAAGAGGGGGAAGAUAUUGAAGAAAAAUUAGAUCCAGAAGAGUUAAUUGAUGAUUAUGACGAAGAUCUUUGGGUAUAA
This is a messenger RNA of Ambispora leptoticha, 2643 nucleotides long. NCBI's taxonomy places the organism in Eukaryota, Fungi, Glomeromycota, Glomeromycetes, Archaeosporales, Ambisporaceae. The record is from the annotation of a GenBank genome assembly.